Hydatigera taeniaeformis is the source of this 390-nucleotide messenger RNA. The record is from the annotation of a GenBank genome assembly. Lineage: Eukaryota; Metazoa; Platyhelminthes; Cestoda; Cyclophyllidea; Taeniidae.
AUGCGGAUCGCCUGCAAGACCGCCGUGGACAUGACGGUGGAUUACCUGGAGGAGGUGGAGCAGCAUCGACCCUUUCCCACCGUGCAGCCGGGAUUUCUCGUGGCCCAGCUUCCAGCCAAUCCACCACGGGAGGGCGUUGAUAUGCAAACCAUCUUCGACGAUGUGCACCAACUGCUCCUACCCGGGGUGACUCACUGGAACCAUCCACACUUUCACGCGUACCUGGUGAUGGCGAAUUCCUAUCCAGCCGUUUGUGCUGACAUCAUUGGCAGUGGAAUUGGAGGGAUCGGCUUUACCUGGGUGCGUGCUUCGUCUUCCCCAUCUCACCCCGCCUUAUGCUCGUCCGGUUGGUGCACCAACACAACUCCACUCGACUCGUUUCGCUCUUAA